This is a messenger RNA of Colletotrichum truncatum, 570 nucleotides long. Its product is annotated as putative GNAT family N-acetyltransferase. Gene Ontology annotation, molecular function: acyltransferase activity, transferring groups other than amino-acyl groups. NCBI's taxonomy places the organism in Eukaryota, Fungi, Ascomycota, Sordariomycetes, Glomerellales, Glomerellaceae. The record is from RefSeq and is a predicted model, not a curated record.
AUGCCGAACCAGAUUCCCACCAAGCAGUGGUACAAGGACGACUACCUCAUCUCCACCGAUCGGUCGCUCCUCCAACUUGAUGCCAUCAACAACGCCUUCGACUCCGAGUUGCUGUGGUGGGCGAGGCGGGUGCCAGAGCACGUGCUGCAGAGAAUGAUUGACAACUCGUUAUGUCUCGGCGUAUACAAGCUCCCCCAAUCUACUGUCGAGAUUGCAGGUUCGUUGCUUCCUUCUGUGUCCCGGAAGAAAGGGCCGGAGCUCGUGGGCCUUGCGAGGGUCGUCACGGAUUACGUCUCAUUGGCCUAUCUGGCGGACGUGUACGUCUUGCAGGAGCAUCAAGGGAGGGGUCUUGCACCGUGGUUGAUGGAGUGCCUGAAUGAGAUGUUGGACGAAUGGCCGGAGCUGCGGCGCUUUCUUCUCUUGACGUCGUCGCCGCAAGCGAGCAAGUUAUACGAGAAGACACUGAGGACGACGGAGUGGGGCAAGUCGUACGAUGGGAAGCUGUAUCUGCUUGAGAGGCGAGGACCAGCCGUUCCUGAUGGGCCUGAGGAUGAUGAUAAUGAUGAUUAA